Dendroctonus ponderosae (mountain pine beetle) is the source of this 1667-nucleotide messenger RNA. RefSeq names its product calreticulin. Gene Ontology annotation, molecular function: calcium ion binding. The record is from RefSeq and is a predicted model, not a curated record. Gene Ontology annotation, cellular component: endoplasmic reticulum membrane; endoplasmic reticulum. The transcript has 7 exons. NCBI's taxonomy places the organism in Eukaryota, Metazoa, Arthropoda, Insecta, Coleoptera, Curculionidae. The coding region runs from base 315 to 1514 and encodes 399 amino acids. Gene Ontology annotation, biological process: protein folding.
GCGCGCUCCUGCCCCUUUGAAGUGAUCCAACUGAGCGGACGGCCACGUACGACAAAUUAAACUGCGAACCGUGUAUCGCGACCAAUCAGAACUUUCCAUCUGUCUUGGCCGCCGCUUAUCUACGACCAACGUAAACGCCUGUGCUCCGAGCGUGGCGUAUAAAGGACAGAGUCAGCUAUAGCCCGGCUUAGUCUGCCACAUUACGGAGUAGGUUGUUUAGUAUUCACUUCGUCGACUGAUUUUGGCACUUUGCCUGAACUUGUGUAGGAAGUUUGACGUAAAUCGGAGUACAGUUUUUCGAAAAUCGCCACAAAAUGAAGUUCUUGUUGUUAUUAGCUGUUGUUUCUUUGUGCACCUUCGCGGCCUUUGCCGAGGUUUAUUUCGAAGAGAAAUUCAGCGAUGAUUCGUGGCAGAAAAACUGGAUUUACAGUAAACACCCUGGAAAGGAGUUUGGCAAGUUUGUAAGGACUGCUGGCAAGUUCUUCAAUGAUGAACAAGAGGACCAGGGUAUCCAAACGUCUGAAGACGCCCGCUUCUACGCCCUGAGCACGAAGUUCAAGCCGUUCAGCUCAGAAGGCAAAGACUUGGUGGUACAAUUCACCGUCAAACAUGAGCAGAACAUCGACUGCGGCGGCGGUUACGUCAAAGUGUUCGAUUGCUCCCUGAGCCCCGAAGACCUGCAUGGCGAAUCCUCCUACAGGAUCAUGUUUGGGCCGGACAUCUGCGGGCCGGGCACCAAGAAGGUUCAUGCCAUUCUCAACUACAACGACAAGAACCAUCUGAUCAACAAGGACAUCCGGUGCAAGGAUGAUGAGUACACUCACGCCUACACUCUGAUCAUUCGCCCCAACAAUUUGUACGAAGUCUUGAUCGACAACGAGCAGGUGCAGACUGGCACUUUGGAGGCUCAUUGGGACAUUUUGCCGCCCAGGAAGAUCAAGGAUCCCGAAGCGAAGAAGCCGGAAGAUUGGGACGAUCGCGCAACGAUUCCCGAUCCAGAUGACACCAAGCCUGAAGACUACGACAAGCCCGAACACAUCCCAGACCCCACUGCCACCAAGCCUGAUGAUUGGGACGAUGAAAUGGACGGCGAGUGGGAACCACCAAUGAUCGAUAAUCCUGAUUUCAAAGGUGAAUGGAAGCCCAAGCAAAUCGACAACCCUGCAUACAAGGGCCCAUGGGUGCAUCCCGAGAUCGACAAUCCCGAAUACACUCCAGUCCCCGACCUCUACAAACAAGACGAAAUCUGUGGAAUUGGUUUCGAUUUAUGGCAGGUCAAGUCUGGUACCAUUUUCGACAACGUCUUGGUUACCGAUGAUGUGCAAUACGCGAGCGACGCCCUCAAGAACCUGAAGCAAACGCAGGAAGGCGAGAAGAAAGCCAAAGAAGCCAAGGACAAGGAGGAGGAGGAAACUCGCAAAGCCGCCACUGAAGCCGAAGAGGAAGAUAACGAUGAUGACGAGGAGGAAGAGCACGAACCACAAGUAGUCGAGGAAAACCACGACGAGCUGUAAAGAGGGUUGUGUAAAUGAUAAGAACGAAGACUUUUAUAUUGUUGCAGUGUGCAGUGUUUUCUUUAAUGGUGUGUACUGUUUUGACUGAUUUUUUGUUAUUUUUCUAUCGAUGAUAGUUGAUGUUUUGCCAAUAAAACAGUUUACAACAACAAA